UUCGCCUUGGGCUUGAGGCGCGCCAUUGGUGAUCGGCGGGCGCUCUGCGAGGAUGUUCUCCGUGGUGCCAGGCUACUCGCCGGGGUUCAAGAGGCCUCCGGAGACGCUGCGCCUGAAGAGGAAGAGGCCGCGGAGGGGAAGCAGCAGCAGCCACGGGGCGCCGGCGGGGAGUGAGGAGGCGAGCGGCCUCUCCCCAGAAGGCUCCCCGCGGCCUUUUCCCGGGAGCGGAAGAGGCCGGCCCAGGAACCCCUUCCUCAACCUGGGCAACACCCCGCGGCCUCCGCAGGCCGGGAAGAGGGUGCCCGCAGCGGGAGGAAAGUUUCUAUAUGGCCUUGAUGAGGACAGGUCUGCUCAGAAAGAGAACUAUUCUGAAGCUGCUGCUGCUGCUGUUGACACAUUCAUCAGUGACACCCCAUCUCUGGCCCCUUCCAAUACCGGCGUUCCUUCUUUCCCAAGUUUCGAAUUCCCUGCGGAUUGGAGCAUUAAAACCCGUCUUUUAUUUACAUCUUCUCGGUCGUUUGCAUGGGCAGAUCACAUAAAAGCUCAAGAAGAAUCUCAAGGAUGUGUCCAACAUUGUAGAUCAACAUUUAUAAACCUUCCUCAAAGUAUUCAGGAACCCAAACUCUCUACAAACCUCCGAUGUGCUUUCCAGCAAAGUCUUGUGUAUUGGCUCCAUCCUUUCCUGCCAUGGCUGCACCUAUUUCCUCGUAUUGGAGCAGAUAAAAAAAUGGCCGGAAAAAAUAAUCCUUGGUCCUAUGAUGAAGGCCUCCAACAAAUUCUCAUGAGUGAAUGGUCUCUCAGUUUUACCUCUCUCUAUAAUCUGUUGAGAGCCAAGCUGUGUCCCUAUUUCUAUGUUUGUACUUACCAGUUUACAGUGCUCUUCCGGGCAGCAGGGCUUGGUGGGAGUGACGUGAUCACGGCAUUAAUUUCUCCUACAACCAGAGGCUUAAGGGAAGCCAUGAAAAGUGAAGGCAUUGAAUUUUAUAUGCCAUUCCAAGAAAUCAGAAAAGGAAAAUCAAAUGCUUCAUCAUCCCAUCUGGAAUCAGGAUUUGCUAAUGAUUCUGAAGGAACGGGCAAGGAUGCUGAGAAUGAAGAGGAGCAACAGCUUGGUUGUGAUAAUGAUGAAGAUGAUGACGAUGAUGACGAAGGAUUUUUAUGGUUAGAAGAGAUGGGAGUUCAAGACAAAAUUAAAAAGCCUAAUAAUAUUUCUAUCCAACUCAAUAAAGAGAGACAUGAAGUACAGCUGGAUCACAAGCCUGAGUCUGUGGUGUUAGUGAAAGGAACCAACACAUUUACCUUGCUGAACUUUUUAAUGAACUGUAAGAGUUUGGUGGCUUCUGCCGGUCCUCAGGCUGGUCUCCCUCCAACUCUGCUUUCCCCAGUUGCUUUCAGAGGGGCGACAAUGCAGAUGCUCAAGGCUCGAAGCAUAAGUAUAAAAGCACAAGUGAAUUCACAUUACAAAGAUGCAUUUAGUUUGGAGAUUGUGGGUCCUAUCAUGCCUCAUUCGCUACAUUCGUUGUGCAUGUUGCUGCAGUCUGCUCAGAAUGGAUCUUUCUCUGCUGUGUGUUAUUCGCAUGAGCCGACAGCAGUAUUCAACGUGGGCAUUAGCAAUGACAAGAACAUAAAGGAAUCCCCUGGCAAAGACCUUUGCAACUGCGGAAUACACCCAAACACUUUGAGUCAACUUGCUCUUUCUCCAAUGUUAGGAAAGUCUUCUAUCAGGACCCUUGAAGUCAGUGAUUACACCUACACAUGGAAAGUCUAAUUGGUUAAUGAACUAUUGCUGUUUACUGUUUCUUGAAAUACUUUCUGCUGCUGUUUCCAUAACGUUUGGUGAUGGAAAACUUGAAAAACUAUACCACUGGUGAACUUUCUGUAACCUGACUUGAAGCUGUUUUGUAUACUCUAUGCAGUUCUUGCUUUUAAAGAUUUUAACAUUUGAAUCAUAUUUUAAAUUAAACUUUGUAUUAUAAACAAAUCUUGUAUAUUUUCAUGAUGGGAAAGGUUCUAAAACAAGUAUUUCAAAUUAUAGAAUGCUCAAAUGCUGAGUAAGGAAGAAAACUUACUAUUUUUGAGCCCUUAUGCAGAAUAGUCUGGGAGACCCAGUCUGAAGACUCCCAGUUGCAGUAGUCCUUUUAGCACAUACCCAUUGGCACUUUCCUUAAAAAUACUGCCUAAAACAUGUAUUCAGUGAUGUUCAACAUUUGGGUGGUAGACUGCCAAAGAAUUCCAGCUGCUGUGGCCUGUAUUUCUGAGGAGGGCAAUGCUAAACCACACCUGAGUAUUCAUUGCCUCGGAAGACACUACAAAAUUUAAUGAAAGGAAGAUUGCUACAUGUUAGUGCUUUAAAAGAGAGGCUUUGUGCUUACAGUUCUAUAUCCCAUAUUAAAAAUAUUUUAGGUUUUUUUUAGUAUAUACUGUAUUCAAUGUCGUGCAACUUUAUUCAAAUCACAGCUCUCAAUACCAAACAGCACUCAGCUCUCAAUGCCAAACAAGACUCGUUUAAAAGCUGUACCAAACAUAUUCAUUGCAACAAUGUCAUAUUUUUAUAAACGUUACUGGAUACACUAAAUUUGUCAGUCAGGAAUUCGUUAAGGCAAAUUUUGACUUGUCUUGCUAUCAUUUUCCACCGCCUAUUCAUUGCUGCAACAAGGGCAUCAUUAGAAGAUACUGUACCCGUGAAGACCUGCAGGCAAAACAAAAUAGAGCCAAAAGACGUCAUUUGGAAGUUACCUUGUCCACCAGCAGAAAUAGUUUUCAAAUAAGGAAAUAACACUUUGGAUAGAGACUAGGGUUUAGGAAUCUUAAAUGUAUAUUUAAUGCAAGCAAUCUAGAAUAAAUUUCUUCAUAUAUAUGAGUCAAUGGUGCGAAAAUACUAAAAGAGACAAUAUCAAAUGACUUAACAGAGGUACACAAUUAAUGGGUUGUCUGCACACUAUACAUUUCUCUUCCAACCAAGUUUAUUAAGCAGCAAUAUUAAACAGUGAAAAAAUAUGGAGUUAAGAUGCAAGCAGAAUCUGCCAACUAUAACUAUUGACUAUACUUAAACCCUGAGAUAUUCUCUCUGAUACCCUAUAAUUAAAAGAAUUAGGGACAUCUCAUUCAAUCAAGUGCUGGAAAGAGCAUCUAAAUUCAGUUUCCCAUGAUCUUCAGUGGUGACUUAUUUCAAUAGUAAAGAUAACUUCUAGCAUUGUAAAGAAUUCAGUAAACAUCUGUUUAUAACGGGAAACCUCUCUUGCAGGUAAUCAGAAUGUUAAUUGUUAAUUGGUCGGUAAAUAAGAAGAAACUUGUGCUGCUUUGACAAGCCUGUAUACAAUAUUAGCAUCAUUCUACAUCCCCAUCCAGUUAUAUCUAAACAUUUGUUUACUACAAAUGUAUACAAUCAACAUCAAGCAUUAUGUCUGAGACAGAAAAUACAAUGUCAUGUUCCUUGUACCAAAACAUGCAAACGCUUUUAUGUUUCAAUUUUUAUCAGUGUUGUUCUAUAUGGUUGCUUCUUAUUUAAAUGUAGAUCCUCCCCCCAAACCAGAUAUUGAAUAUUGACAUAGGGAAAGAGUAAUUGCAGUAUCCCUCAGUAAAUGUAUUAUUUUUGAUUUGCAGAUAAAAUAGGACUUGACAGUAGCCUUAGCUGCCAGCUGUUGUAGGCUCAAGACUACACAAUUUUGCUGAUUUUAACAAAUGUUACCAAAACUUAUGGGAACUGCAUCAUGGUACAAAAUCGUAACAAUUUACAUGUCAUACUGAAAGGUGAAAACUACGCUUUAAAACAAGUUAUGGAUAUUUCCAGAGUCAUGUUUUGAUUUUUAGUAAUUUAAGAAAUAAUGACAUCACUAGCAAUAAUAUACAUACCCAAACUAAUAAAUGAUUUAAAUAAAUUUCCCAUGUACAAAAAGAAAGCCUGGAGGUGUCUGUACAGUUUUUACAGUAACCUGCUAAUGUAUUUACAAAAUCAUAUGAGGGAAAAUACCCCUCUUCUGCAGAUUAAAAACUUCUGAAAUGUCCAUAUAAAAACAAUGGUCUAGUUGUGAGAGGCACUCCUGAAGCUGGUGGCAUUAGCCAAGAGGUCCUUUGGUACGAGUCCCAAGGCCUGGAGAGCCACAGUUGCAGCCACAGCUUUUGCAUGCUUCUUGUUGGGACUCACAAACGUCGGCUUAUGCUCAACUCCAUUGACCAUCACCUG
This is a messenger RNA of Anolis carolinensis (green anole), 4180 nucleotides long. RefSeq names its product DNA replication fork stabilization factor DONSON (gene donson). Lineage: Eukaryota; Metazoa; Chordata; Lepidosauria; Squamata; Anolidae. Gene Ontology annotation, biological process: nuclear DNA replication. Gene Ontology annotation, cellular component: nucleus. Bases 53 to 1765 code for a protein of 570 amino acids. The record is from RefSeq and is a predicted model, not a curated record. The transcript is spliced from 10 exons.